AUGACCCCGCCCGUAUGUGUCCGCAUGUUCGACCGUCAACGGGGCGGAUUAUCUUCAGUGUGCGGCGUGUGGAGCGCAUCGGUUCCGUCCGGAGCGGUCGAGGAUGUGCAGCAAGCCUUCCGGAUCACGCCGAACGACAUCGAGGCGGCCCAGGGCGACGAGGUGGUGCUGCGUUGCGAGAUCGAACGCCUCGCCGGGCGGGUCCAGUGGACGAAGGACGGCUUUGCGCUCGGCUUCGGUAAUGAAAUCGUCGGAUUUCCGAGGUUUUCCCUCAACCAGAACCACAGCGACGGUGUGUACAAUCUGCGGAUCACCAACGCGUCCUACGACGAUGCGGCCCUCUACCAGUGUCAGGUCGGGCCGGCCAAACACAACCAUCCAAUUAGGGCGCAGGCCAAGCUGACCGUCGUCGCCACCGCGAAGGACUUCCGAGGCAAGUAUCGUCGAACAUAAACAACUUACGACUGGAAGGACACACCGGAAUGGUUAUCGAUAUGCGAUACGCGGCGCACAUCCAAUUAACACUGGGUCGUAUUUAUGUUGCGCUCCCUCCGCAAACACCAUCAACUCCCAGCGGCAACAUUGAUCGAUGGUCUGUUUGGUGAUAAUAUUAUUUUUCAUCGCAACACUCCAAGCGCUGGAAAUGAAGUGUUUGUUCAGCGACGAUUAAUAACGCUGGGCGAUGAAACAAAAUAGUAUGUGGCGAGUGGGGUUUCCGCGCCGAGAAGACGAGU
Molecule: messenger RNA, 734 nt
Organism: Anopheles coustani
Lineage: Eukaryota; Metazoa; Arthropoda; Insecta; Diptera; Culicidae
Product: kin of IRRE-like protein 1
Exons: 2
Coding region: 1-453 (150 amino acids)
Biological process (GO): cell-cell adhesion
Cellular component (GO): cell-cell junction
Molecular function (GO): cell adhesion molecule binding
Source: RefSeq, a predicted model, not a curated record